CCCUCUUGUCGUGUGUGUACUGGACGCGGUGCCGAGAAAUAUUUUUUUUCCGUUCAAGUUCCUUAGGUACAGCUGACAUUUUCCAAUCGGCUGGUGAUUAGUUUUAAGUGUACAGCUUGAGGUCGAAAACUCUUCAUUGAUAUCAACGGACAAGGCCGGCUAGAUGCGAAAAACACGAUCCCAAACGCAAGCAGAAAAUGCUACCACAACGACCGGACCGAGUCCGCCAUCUCGCGCGGAAUUUAAUGAAGUGCGGAACAUGGUAAUGUGUUUUCGUGUUUUUAAUCUUCAGCGAAUACUCACACAACUGAAUGCGUUUAGUCAAGCUCGCAAAAGUGAGUUACAGAUGCGCGUUAUUGAACUGCUAGAACGGAAUUUUCACGAAGUAGCCCCGAAAAUUCGAGAAAUCUAUAAAUCGUGUUCAAGCGAAGAUCGCAAUUCACCGUCUGAUUUUGGUGCACCUGAUCCAAAGAGAAUGUAUCAACCGCAGUUGCAAUUGCCGGUUCAACCCACCACACCUCUCGUCCCCAAUCAGAUGGUUAUACCAUUUCCCGGGGGAAUACAACCUAAUUUUCCAAUACAUCCCGAUGUCAGACUGAAAAAGUUAGCUUUCUAUGACAUUUUAGCCACAUUAAUACAACCCAAAUCAUUAGUACCUACAAAUACACAAAGAGUACAAGAGUCCGUACAUCAUUUCACAUUGACACCGCAGCAGGCGACGGACAUUGCUAGCAAUCGCGAUAUACGCAAUGGAUCGAAAAUUGAGCAUACAAUUCAGGUUCAGUUGAGAUUCUGCCUGUUGGAGACAUCGUGCGAACAGGAUGAUUGCUUCCCGCCGAGUAUUAUAGUUAAAGUUAAUAAUAAGCUGUGUCCCUUACCGAAUCCUAUUCCAACAAAUCGACCAAAUGUGGAGCCAAAACGGCCCCCACGGCCUGUGAAUGUUACCAGCAAUGUGAAACUAUCACCGACAGUCUCAAACAGCGUAUCGGUGCAAUGGUGUCCUGAUUUCACACGUGGCUAUGUUCUUGCGGCGUAUCUAGUUCGGAAAUUAACCUCUCAAGAGUUACUGCGUCGAAUGAAGGCGAAAGGCAUCAAACCCGCAGACUAUACGAGAGCGUUAAUUAAGGAAAAACUGAAUGAGGAUGCAGACUGUGAAAUCGCUACUACAAUGUUGAAAGUGUCAUUGAUAUGUCCGCUUGGAAAGAUGAGGAUGACAAUACCGUGCAGAGCAUCAACUUGCUCUCAUCUACAAUGCUUCGAUGCAUUAUUAUAUCUUCAAAUGAAUGAACGUAAACCGACAUGGAACUGUCCUGUUUGUGAUAAGCCCGCUGUAUAUGAAACUCUCGUAAUUGAUGGAUAUUUCCAAGAAGUGUUAGUGUCUCCACUGUUAACUGGUGACGAUAAUGAAAUUCAACUGCAUAAAGAUGGUUCGUGGAGUACGCAUGUGAUGCGCAGUGAAAGUCAAGUGUUGGAUACGCCCAGCAAACAUGUUCAUCACAAAGUUGAAGUCAUUUCGGAUGACUUAGAAGUAAUAACAACGGAACCUGAUCAGAAGAUCAUUCCCAAAUCGCUAGCAAGCAUUAAUCAACAACCAUCUAGCACUGAACCCAGUUCCACAAAUAACGAACCCACAUCUACAACUACCAGUGAUACGGUGGAUUUAACGUUAAGUGAUUCCGACGAUGAUUUACCGUUAAAACGUAAAACAACAACCAAAGCACCAACAUCGGUUGGCAACGGACAACAAAAAACAUCGGCAGUGACGUCGACGAAAACAAAACAAAACGCGAUAACUGUUUAUUUCAAGCAACAAUUGAAAAGCGGAAAGAAAUGAUGUUUAGAGACAUAAGUUCAUGUAAUUAGAUAAAAGAUAACGGAAAUUUUACAAUCAUUCAACGAGGACAAACAUCUUCAGGAGCUUUUUCUGUAUUUCACGAUUUCUAGAGUUAUGUAGUCGUAUGCUAUCUCGAAUUUUUCAUUUAUCUGACGAUCUGAUAUGACGCUCCAAAAGGAGGAGUUCUUGGGACAUCGAAUUAUUUAGAGAAAAUAUUAUAGAACUUGCAAAUCAUCUAGAUCGCUGCUUUGCGAUGAAUAGAUUUGAAACGGAGGAUUUUUUUUUUUAUUUUUCAAUGCAAUUUCUGACAAAAAUGCAGGCUUGUAUCUCAAUCUUACUGAAUAGCUAUGCUUUUGUUUUGCAAUCACUUUCUUUGAGUGGAAAAGCGAAAGAAUACCCCACUCACAUGAAGGUGAAGUUUUGUCGAUUUGAUGUCAUUAUGGCACUUGAAAUCAAUUGUCGAAUAGCGAAUGGAUAAAUUACGACGCGAUGGAAAAGUACUUGCAUCACAUAAUCGAAUUUUGCGGAACAGUACGAUAGAAAAAAUAUAAUAAAGUGAAAGGACGUUUAGUUUUUGUAUCUGCGGUUUUUUUUUUUAACACAUUCCCGAGCACGUGCGGCAAGAGGUGCUGCAUUGCUAAAUCUACUUUACAGCCGUGUGUUGCAUUUGGAGCCGCAUGGAAAUUUUAUAAAAGAACGGUUUAAUAUAUAUUGUACACAAACAUAUCAUAGAUAAAAAAGUGAGGAUCAUAUUUGUUGUAAUCACUUACGACCAUUUGUGUCGUUCGUAAAAAAAAAUCAUUCGACUGUACAGUACAAAAGAUCAGAAAACACGGUUAAACCUAUCGAGAAGGAGGGAGAAAUAGGGUGAUUCCUCCCGAAUGGGUUUUUCGGUCGUUGCUUCGUUUCAAUUUAUGUUUAUAUAAUAAACUCGUAUUAUAUUUCUAUCUAAUGUUUUUAUUCUAAAAUCAAUAUUGGAGUUCAAAAAUAAUUUCUCUUUAGGGAUUGAGGAGUCCUAAGUCUGCAUCAAUUUAAUGUCGGACCGGACCAAAUGGAGAGCAACUCGCUCCCCCUUUUAUAGUCCACAGAUCUCCUUUUUUGGGGUUAACACCCAAAGUUCAAAAAUGAAAAGAGGUACGAAGGCGGCUA
Messenger RNA from Hermetia illucens (black soldier fly), 2983 nucleotides. It is a transcript of the gene Su(var)2-10, whose product is annotated as E3 SUMO-protein ligase PIAS3. Lineage: Eukaryota; Metazoa; Arthropoda; Insecta; Diptera; Stratiomyidae. The transcript has 10 exons. Gene Ontology annotation, molecular function: SUMO ligase activity; zinc ion binding; transcription coregulator activity. The record is from RefSeq and is a predicted model, not a curated record. Bases 164 to 1834 code for a protein of 556 amino acids. Gene Ontology annotation, biological process: protein sumoylation; regulation of transcription by RNA polymerase II.